This is a messenger RNA of Ornithodoros turicata, 2124 nucleotides long. RefSeq names its product BAG domain-containing protein Samui-like (gene stv). Bases 142 to 1875 code for a protein of 577 amino acids. The transcript is spliced from 2 exons. Lineage: Eukaryota; Metazoa; Arthropoda; Arachnida; Ixodida; Argasidae. Gene Ontology annotation, biological process: protein stabilization. Gene Ontology annotation, molecular function: protein-folding chaperone binding; adenyl-nucleotide exchange factor activity. The record is from RefSeq and is a predicted model, not a curated record. Gene Ontology annotation, cellular component: membrane; nucleus; cytoplasm.
GCUCGAGGUAUCACAUUGGGCACGCGCGUCGAUUGGUCCGCAGGACGCGGCCGUCACGAUGACGUCGCGUCCUCACCCCCUCCUCGCGUUUCUGCGUGUGGGAAGAACGUUCCAGGUUUUGGCCAGCGAGAGCCGAUAAAUAUGAGCUUCAGACGGGCGCCCUUUCAGUUUUCGGAUUUUAAUGCGGAUGAUCAUCGUUCUGAAUUGUUGAGACGUUUUGGAUUUCCACCGGAGCAAGGCAGCAACAACAUGUUCUUCGAGUCUUCAACUCCAAGUUGGAACGAUUGGCCCGGCCGGUUACACAGGCCCUUCCCCAAUGACAGUGGCUGGCGCAACGCCGGUGGCGUCUUUUCCGGCGCCGGUGGCUCUGCCCCAGGAAGUCCUCAGACGCGCAUGCGGAAUCGUGGAUGGCUUUCGUCCGACGAGGAUGGAGUCCCCAUCAAAGUCGUCCACGAACAAGCGGAUGAUUGCGAUAGCCUCUCGGAGACCUCCUCUCAGGGCAGCCGAUCGAGCACCGGCAGCGGACGCAGCGGCGGGUCGAAGCUCCGCCACGAGCCGAGGGUACAUCACAUCCCCAUAAUGGUUGAGCCCCGUGAUGGGUCCUCCAGUUCCGGCUAUGGAUCGGAUGGGGACGGCAAACAGAAGGCAGCAGAGACCGGGGCAUCGUCACCCGUGAACGGCAUCCCUAGUCCGAAAGUAUCUAGUCCCGUCGAAAAGAAAAUUCACACCAUCCCAAUACAAGUUCAGGGCGGCGACAGUGCACCUGGUGAACGCUUGGCAAAGGCUUCGAUCAGUCGAGAAGGAAUGCACGGCGAACCUCGUGCUACACCCGAACGCAACUGGGCCAACACUUUCCCCCGACAGAAGUGUCAGCAAGUCCCGAACAGGACAGCCCCGAAUGCCACUUCAAAGUCUGCAUCUGGUGGGACAAUACCAUCUUCGGGACAGAGACCCGGCCCUUCCGGAAGGCAGAACUCCAAGCCCACAUCACCGCCCACGUCUCCAGAACUGUCUCCACCCGUGUCUCCACAGAGGUCGACCUCCAACACCUCCAAGGGCCCCAUGACACCCGAGGAAGCAAUCCGAAGGAUCAAUCUAGAGCUCAAGGACCUCACCGAACAAGUGAACAAUUUCUCGGGCGAACCGGGAGACAAGCAGUACAGAUUCCUGGACGAAAUGCUGACGCGACUCAUGCUCAGGCUGGACACAAUAGACCCGGCGGGAAACGAACUGAUCCGUCAGAUGCGGAAGCAGGCCAUCUGUGAUGUUCAGCGCGUGAUCAACAGGCUAGAGGGAAGGGAAUGUCAAGAAUUGGUUCCUCUCGAUGAUAUGGUGAUCGUUGAAGCGGAUCAUAAUAAUGCUGACCAUGUUGAACCUGCACUCGUGCAACCACCUAUGUCCCCACCACCUGCUGCAAGCACGGAUGAGCGAUCUGGUUUCGCAAGCUUCAAAGGAUCGUCCUCCAACUGUGUGUCUUCGUGCAAUGUUUGUGCCAUUGCAGUUCCUGGAGGGCCAGAUUCCACAGAGCCCAUGGAAGACAGCAGAGUAGGUGCAGAUGGUCCCGUUGAUGUCUCCGUUACCCUGGGAGAAACCCAGGUGCCCCAACCCGCCGACCUCACCUCUUCGGGAGAGAUGCUCUCAGCCAAUGUCGACACAACUGUGACUGCAUCUGGAGGCGAACACGAUGCCAACUUGAGUCAAAUCGACCCGGACGCAUCUUCCAUGGUGGACAUGGCACGCUGCAAGAGCAGGGAAGAUGGUGUAUGCACGCCGUUCAACGAGAAUGCGUUGUCCGCAGCCUCCAACAUGAUGGAGGCAUCGUCCAGAGAUCUGAGCGACUACUCUAUGCAAGAGUCCGGGUACACGGAUCUAUAAAAGUGGAUCUGAUGCAGUCGAAAGACAGUAUUGUGCCUGUGAGUUACUGGAGGCAGCUACCUCCCCUCAUCAACCAAAGCAACCGAAGUUUUGCGGUUGAGUCGAGUGUAUAUAAUAUACUUGUGCUCCUUGUACAGCUUGAAGAACCCUCCGAUGUGGACGUCCUGCGCUGUAUAUAUCUUCGCACUUCCCUCAAAAUGUAAAAUGGAGCUUGAGAAUAAAUGUUUGGCCAUUGCCUGCAAUGUGCAA